GGUGGCCUGGAGAAGGACCUGGCAAGACCAGACUGCCGGGUUCCCAGCCUCUAUAAAAUGGGGUGUGUGGGGCGCCUCAGCAGCUGCCCCACCAUGACCUCCUGGGCCCUCCUUCUCCUUGCCUCGGCGCUCCUGGGCACCCCAGGUCUGACCUUUUCUGGUCUGAACCCUGAGCGCUAUGACCUGGCGACAGCCCACCUGUGUGAUGGAGAGCAGUUCUGCCAGGGCCUGGCUCAGGAGGGCUCCCAGGGUGACCUGCUGACUGAAAGAGAGAGGAUAGGCAUCUUCUGUGGGCAUUGUCGGAAGAUAGUCCAGAAGCUGGAGGAGAUGGUGGGAAACCAGCCCACUGAGGCCACUGUCACCGAGGCUGCGUCCCGGGUGUGCAGCAAGAUGCACCGUUUGCUGAGAGGCGCCUGCAAGGUGAUCAUGAGAACAUGUCUUCGUCGCAUCUCCUGGGACAUCGUAGCUGGCAAGAAGCCCCAGGCAAUCUGUGUGGAUGUCGGGAUAUGCAAACCUCAAGCAGGUCUCAUCUGAUCCUCUGGUCCCGCCCGGAGGAAGAAGUACAGAAACUCCAGCAGCCUCCACUGGCCUCUCCCUUCCUCAGUCCAGAGUCUACCCUCCAGUCUCUCUCACCUAGCUCCCUCCACUGCCUUCGCCUCUCAGAAGAAUAAAACAUCAUGGAAGCUUUUA
Diceros bicornis minor is the source of this 690-nucleotide messenger RNA. RefSeq names its product granulysin (gene GNLY). The record is from RefSeq and is a predicted model, not a curated record. The transcript is spliced from 5 exons. Gene Ontology annotation, biological process: defense response to bacterium; lipid metabolic process; antimicrobial humoral immune response mediated by antimicrobial peptide. NCBI's taxonomy places the organism in Eukaryota, Metazoa, Chordata, Mammalia, Perissodactyla, Rhinocerotidae. The coding region runs from base 58 to 534 and encodes 158 amino acids. Gene Ontology annotation, cellular component: cytolytic granule.